UCUUCCUGUAUCAUGCACUGUGCAAGCAGAAAUAUGUGAGUGAAGUGUUGCCAAUGGCUCUGAGCAAGCAUGGGGCAUGUUUCAGAUUACACUGUGUUUUCUUGUUCGGAUCUGAUCUCCUUGGUAGGAGAGUCUGAGAAAGGCAGCUCUAGGGGAUUUACUUCUAGCAGCAGCAGCCAGAGCACAUGAUCCAUCAAUCGCGUGAUUCUCACCGCCACGGACUAAUGGGAAGGGUGAAGAAAAAGUGAACGCUGCCUUGGGAAAGCGGCAGCGUUUUCUUCUGCUCGUGGGGCCCCUCAACCAGCUGGGUGCUUCAUGGCUUCUCCCAGGUUAGAAACCUACUGCUGCCCGAACAGGGAUGCAGCCACACAGCUGGUGGUGAACUUCCAGCCUGAAGUCUUCUGCGGAGUUUGCAUUGGCAGUGCCUCCGUCAGUCUGCUACUGACCAUCCUGCAGCUCCUGCCAAAGAAGGGACAGACCCCAUGGAAGAUGCUCAAAGCCUCCUCCUCUUCCACCAUCCUUCUCCUUAUCUCCAUUUGUGACAUCCUUGGUGGCUUAGGUAUAAUCUUCAGAUCAAGUAUAUGGCUGGGCUUCCCAAGCUUCAUAGCUAACAUUUCUGUGGUGAACGGGACCGACAUGUGGCCUUCUGCUUUCUGCGUGGGGAGUGCGAUGUGGAUCCAGCUGUUGUACAGUGCUGGCUUCUGGUGGUUGUUUUGCUACGCUGUUGAUUCUUACUUGGUGAUAAGAAGAUCAGCUGGACUGAGUACGAUUGUGCUGUACCACAUGAUGACGUGGGGCCUCGCGGUGCUGCUCUGCGUGGAGGGAAUUGCGCUGCUCUACUACCCUUCUCUCUCCAGCUGUGAAAAUGGCUUGGAGCAUGCAAUCCCACAUUAUGUCACAACCUAUGUCCCCCUGCUGCUAGUGCUGGUGGUGAACCCAAUCCUGUUUAGGAGGACAGUAUCAGCAGUUGCCUCCUUACUGAAGGGGAGACAAGGGAUUUACACAGAAAAUGAGAGACGUCUAGGGACAGAGAUCCAGAUCCGCUUCUUCAAAAUUAUGCUGGUAUUCGUUAUUUGCUGGUCAUCCAAUAUCAUCAAUGAGAGCCUUUUGUUCUACCUUGAAAUGCAGCCAGAUAUCAACGACAUGCCCCUGAAAAACAUCAGAAGUGCUGCUCUGAUCACAUGGGUUAUAAUGGGGGUUCUUAAUCCGAUGCAAGGCUUCCUCUUCACGUUAGCAUUCUAUGGCUGGACGGGAUGCAGAGUGGACCUGAAAUGGCGAAAAAGCGAAAUACCCUGGGAAUCACUGUCCUCAUCAACUGUGGGUGAAAACGCCUAUCCCUCCCCAGUGAACUACCAAACCAGCAUCCAUGAUCCAAAGAAGAUACCGUCAACUGACAGCCAGCAGACUGACGAGGCUAUAAGCAUGUUGUCUGAAGGAAUUUCCAAUAAAUGCAUCAUCAGAAGAAAAUAAAUCAGAACAAUACACAAGUGAUGUGAGCAGCCAUAAAGGUGGCUUGGUUAGAAGGGAAAAAACACUGAGCAGAAGAUGAUGUCUGCUGAAAAAUUGAUGGAGAAAAUGCGUGCCAGCCUGGGAGCUGCGAGCCCAGGCAGCAGAAGCAUCCCUGAGAAGCACAGCCAGCCUCUUGGAAGCGCAGCUGGGCACCUUGAAGCUGGAGAGACAGCCUGUGGUACCCUCAGUAAGUGCAAAACCAAAGAGCUGUGACGGCAACUUAUUGUCUGAAAAGUGAAAAAUAUAUUGGAAAAAGGGGAAAAUAUCAUCAGAAAGCAAGAAAUGGUAACUGUCAUGGGCUGUUCUAUCUGCAAGAACGGGAAAAGCGCCCCAAAAUAAAAAUUGUUCAGAGAAUAAAAAUAAUGUAUUGGCUGUCCCAGGUGAAAAAACAGAACAGCACCUAUCAGCUGCUAGAAGUUCUGGUGUCCUACAGCCUCUUAUGUGUUUCUGAUAUAAAAAAUCCAAAGUAGAGCCGCUUUCUGUAAGAACUUCCCAUGCUGCAUGUACUUUCCACACAGGUCUGUGUGAACUUUCUACAAGACCUCAGACCUUUGCUGGGGCUGCCUGACUGCCUCAAAACUCUGUGACACGAAUCAUCAUCAAAGGGAGACUCUGCCUGUUGUUUUAUUGUUCCCCGCCCUAAGCCCAUAUGUGGGGCCGGUUUGGUUUGUCCUCGCACCUCUGGGAUGGUUGGGUUCCUCUCUGCGAUCAGGUUGUCCUCCACUCUGGGAUGGUUUGUCCCCUUGUGAAAUGCACUCGCUGCCAUGUACACACAUGUAAGUCAUCUGUUGCAUCUGCUGUAUUUUUAAGUUUGCUUCACUAGCAGUAACUUUGUCAUAACCUGUAACGUUAUAUAUAUACUUUGCUGCUAUAAUUUAUUGCUGCCAAAAUUAACCACUGCUACAUUACUGAUUGUGGCUGUACGAUUGCUUACUGAUAAUACUUUGUAAUAGCUUGAUAUGCAUACAUAUUUGCUUUCUUAAUCACAGGUAUACUUGCUAGUGGUGAUUUUUGUGGUAUUUUAUAGAAUCAUAGAGUACCAGGUUGGAAGGGGCCACAAGGAUCGUCUGGUCCAAUCUUUCUUGGCAAAAGCACGGUCUAGACAAGCUGGCCCAGCACCCUGUCCAGCUGAAUCUUUAAAGUGUCUGAUGUUGGGGAAUCCACCACUUCCCUGGGGAGAUCAUUCCAAUGGCUGAAUGCUCUCACUGUGAAAAAUUCACCUCUUGUGUCCAAUUGGAAUCUCCCCAGGUAAUCUGCAAUAAAAAUUAGAGGAUAAAGCCUCUGUGGCCUUGUGUAUUACGCAAUCCUAUGAACACAGAGUCAUAAUCUUUAUACACCUUCAGAUCAUGACAACAUGUUACAACUUAAGUCACCCAAGCCCAGCUCUUAAGCUGGAUGCAAAAUAGCCAGGAAAGAAUAAGGAACAACACGCACAGAAUUCUCUAAUAUCAAAAUAUAGCAAUUUAUUCAAGACACUGAAUAUGAUCUGUUGAUUCUCUCCUUAAAACAAAUGAGCUACAAUACACAAGGUGAAUUUGAAGAAAGUGUGGGUGGGGGAGAAACAAAAUAAGGGUUGAUGUUGUUUCAACAGAACCUGGGAAAUGCUGAAAUGAGAACCAAGUCUGGCUGCAAGUCUGACACAGACAAUAAAAACUGCAGAAGCCAGAAUUCAGAAUUUCAGUGAGUGGCUGAAAGAACAUUUCUGCAACUGACAAAGAACCACAUCUUUUAAAAAGGCAAAAGGAGGGAAAAAAAAGGAGGAAAAAUUAAAAAGGGAAAAAGAAAAAAGAAACCCAAAAACAAAGCAGACCCUUACAUUUGACAAAGUGCACUUCACUUGGCUCUAAAAUUAUCUAUUUUUUCUUUUUUUUUUUUAUUAAACAAAUUAAAAGGAAAUUUCUAAGAUGUAGCAUGGGGUUAAUGUGUGUAUAACCCUGUAAAUCAGGCCCUUUAGUGCCCCAUAAGGGACCCAGUGUUUUCUACAUAAAAGAUUCAGUAUCCUUCUAACCCACAGAGUCGAGCGGUUUUUUAUUUUCAUUUCAAGGCCAGUUCCAGACAGCCAGCAAUGACAAAAAUCCAGUCAGCCUCUCCAUGGUUUCACAGUCCUGUUUGGUCACUUAGUUUCUUCCAUUUCUCUUCUGUUAGAAAGAACUAGAAACAGAAUUGUCAAAAAAUAUUGUUAUGAAAAAAAACAGUCUCAAGUUUGCUGGCCUGUUGCUGUAUGUGGUUCUGGUGCAGGGAGCUUCAGAACGGCAUCAAUAGCCCACAGAACGGCAUCACUAGCCCAGGGGAUGCUGCCACAGCAGAGGGGGAAAGCAAGAGCUUCCCUGUGGGCAGUUCGGCAGGUCUGGGCUUAGACAUCCACCUUAAGUCCAGCAUGGAAAAGGCCCUCUAUCCCCGUUGCCCACCUCCUGGAGCAAGCAGCGUGCUAGGCUAGGAUUAGCCUCUGCAGCUACGUCUUCUGCCUUCCUUCCUAGCUGCCCUUGGCUGAUAAUGACCUACUACAGUAUCUUUGAGGAUCUUCCAGUCUCUACGGUCUUGGGGAAGGGAAGAAAGGUCAAUUUUCUUAGCUUUUCGCAUACGCUGCUUUCACAUCUGAUGGUCUGUAUAGAAAACUCCCUGGACCAGCAGCUUCUCUCACACAGUCUUCGCCAGCCAACUGAUUUUUGGCUUCUUACCUCCGUGCAGGUGGGCGGAGGAAACGCGGUGUUCUGACAAUAUUGAAAAAGGAAAAAGAAACAGGCACCAUGGACACUGCUGAGUUAUCUACAGUAGCUAUGGCGGGAACAACCACGAGACAUGGGCUACGUAGCCAGGUGGCCACAUGGCCAUCGCUGCGCUUGGCCUGAGCAACCUCAUCUCUCUGAACCCCAUGGUCUGGCCCAUGAGGGUGUCACUCGAGGGACAGAGUGAGGCCAGGGCCCCAUCCCACUGCCCUCCCCCACCUGCAGAACGGGGGCUUCUGCAUGUUAAUUCUCAGAAACGCCACCCAAAAGCAGCUUAGGAAGUUAACCGUGUAUGUGCAAUGAUUGUAAUCAAGUCAUUGACCCAACCAUGCUUUAUAAAACCACAUUAAACCUUUGUAUUCAAAUUCAAGUCUCUCUUUGAACAAGUACUUUUUUAAAAAAAGUAGUAACUUAAAUGAGUAGGUACACGUGGUUAUUAUAAAACAGUGCAAAACUGCCAGGUAAUCAUCUACAGCCCAUGCUCUUGGAGCAGAAAACUAAAACCAUCACAUAAAUGCAUUUAACACCAAAAAUAAACCUUGAUACUUUCCAGUGUCCAAUUCUUUGAUAUAAAUUAUGAACAAGCCUAACUCUCUGUAAUAAACAAAAUCCCUCAUAACUGUUUUCACCUCAGGACUGAGUAACUUUUUUAGGAAUUAUUUAUUUUCAUUCUUGAGUUCUUGUUUCCAAAUGUGUAUCUUUAAGAAAUGCAGCUGAAGCUGGCAGUGGUUAGUUCCACUGGAAGGAUUAAGACACUGCGCAGAUGCAAGCGUAAAGAGAGGAAAACACAGGAGAAUAAAUGAGCUACAGAUUCCAUGAUGAUGCCAUGAUGAUGACUGGUGGGUCUUGCACCACCAGUUCAGCACUAGGGCUCUGGUUUUGGUUUUGCUCAGAUCAAAUCCCUUUAGCAGCUGUGGCCAAACCAAAGGGAAGAUCUUGCAUUACAGAAACAGAGACUUUGGGCAGGAAGGUACCACACGAUGUCAAGGGAGUUCUCUGCUUGUUUUUCUUUCUCUAGCCUGUGGGCCAGGAGAGGACACUUGUUUGAUUCAGCCAGUUCUAAGGAUUUGUCUAAAUAACGGCUGCCACCACCCCAAGGUUCCCCCACAGUUUACAGCAGCUUCAGUAAACUCUGCCCAUGCAUUCUUCUUUGCAGCCAUCAUUUGCUCUCAAUGUUGUCAUCAGGAGGCAUCCCUGCAGGUGUCUUGCUUGCAGAGGAAAUCAUGUCCAAAGCGGAUAGGUGGUGCUUCCCGUCUUUAUUGUCAUUCUGAUCACUUCAUCCACUGGAACUUUAUAGCAGUAUAUAUGUUGAGAUAUAAUUUAUACGUCUUUUAUCGGUCCUCACCUAACGGAGAGUUCUAUGUUGUCUUCUGAGCACUGCACUGAGGACACCCUCUUGGCUAAACCUGCCUGGGCUGACAGUGAAGCCUCCAAGUGCAGACCCAGAUCUUUCCUUGUAGCAGGCAGGAAACGUAGGCUGAGCGCAACGGCAGCACCACAUGCUGCCUGAUGCCAUGGAAGAGCCGGCUUCCAGGUGUGUGCCAACCAUGGAUGGACAGGAGCUUGGCAAAGUCUGCUCUUCAACAAUGUGACAGACGCAGUCAAUAAAUCUUGGUCCAACUGGUCCCAUUAAGUGAGUGGUAAAAUCCCAGUGACUUACUGGAAGAGAAAGAGCUGAGUGGGAUGAACAGCGGAGGACAGCACUGCUCAGCAGGGCCAUGGGCAGCCCAACCCAUGUCCUGUUUGACGUUCAAACUACUGCUAGAGCAGAGAAGAUACGUAAUCAUUUUCUCCUGGUUCCUAAGAAUAAACGAAAAUAUGGCCUCAAGAAAAUGAAUGCUAUGUUUAUAGUCUCAAACUUACGAAUCCCUUCUAAUAAGUGCACAUCACCAAACAGCCACAAGAAUGAAGUGAGACUAUGCAAGUGGCUGGCUGCUGGAAGAGGACUCUAAGGAAAGGACUGGCAUUGAUUGUAUCAAAUGGCAUUUUCUUCUUACAGCACUUUGAGAGAGGAGAGAAAAAGGAUACUGCACCUUUCAUGUUCCUUGGACUCUGUGUCACUCUUUUUGCUUGAAUUACACACCUGGUCUACAUUUGGUGGCCAUUUUAGGCUUUUAAAACUGUUUAACAUAAAAAAUAUUUUUUUUCCAAAAAUACACUGGGUUCUUUCUGUUAAAAGUCAUCUUUCUCCUGUAAAAAUCUUCCCCAGCACUGCAUUCUUAUAUAAAGCACUUAUUACACAAUUUGCUGAAAGUGCCCUUGAGACGCUAAGAUCUGAACCACGGAGGAUUUUCUUUUCUUUUAAAAGGAGAGAAAGAAAGGAAAAAGAAGAGAGAGAAGAGAGGAGAAGCAGUCUGUCAAAAAUUUUCAUUGUCAUGUCCACCUGGCUGCAUCUACUAUGGGCAUACAGGGGAAAAAAGAAAACAAAAAGGGGCAAGAAGAAAGAGGAGGAAAAAAAAGGAAGGAGAAGUUGGGAGUGGAAGGGAGAAAUAAAAGGAAAACAAAGGUUUCGUCCUAAGCCUGGGAUCUUCCAGGCUGUAAUAUUCCAGCUGAUAGAAAAACCACUGAACAAAAAAGUAGUCUAGAAAAUAGAAAGUGUUGUGAUUACAAAGUUGAGCAUUUCAUCAGUACAAACUGGUCUUUGAACGUCCUUUGGGAGAGCAACUGUAGUGUCCAAAUUGGAAGGAAAAAAUACAACACCACAUGGAGGAGGAUUUUUUUUCCCUUUUGGUUUAUCACAGCAUUUUUCUUUUUUUUUUUUUUUUUUCCUCUUUUUUUAAUUUUUUUUUUUGGCACAGCUUUUUUUUUUUCUUUCUUUUUUUUUUUUUUUUUUUUUUUUUU
Messenger RNA from Columba livia (rock pigeon), 7076 nucleotides. It is a transcript of the gene GPR143, whose product is annotated as G protein-coupled receptor 143. The record is from RefSeq and is a predicted model, not a curated record. Gene Ontology annotation, biological process: regulation of calcium-mediated signaling; melanosome organization; G protein-coupled receptor signaling pathway. Gene Ontology annotation, cellular component: melanosome membrane; plasma membrane. Lineage: Eukaryota; Metazoa; Chordata; Aves; Columbiformes; Columbidae. Gene Ontology annotation, molecular function: L-DOPA receptor activity; dopamine binding; L-DOPA binding. The transcript is spliced from 9 exons. The coding region runs from base 316 to 1470 and encodes 384 amino acids.